Molecule: messenger RNA, 1627 nt
Organism: Misgurnus anguillicaudatus (oriental weatherfish)
Lineage: Eukaryota; Metazoa; Chordata; Actinopteri; Cypriniformes; Cobitidae
Source: RefSeq, a predicted model, not a curated record
AUAUUACAUAAUAUGAUGUAUCAAUUAAAAUAGUGGUAGAGACAAUCGUUUGUGCUAAUUUAAGAUCCUUAUGUUAUGUCCUUAUAUAUCCUUACAUUAAUGCAAAUAUUAUUGUUAUGAUGUUUAACGAAAAGUUAAGGUUCAGGGACACCAAUAAAUAAAAGCAAAUUGGUGGAACUGCUAACCAUGUGAAUGUUUCAUUGAACUUACUGAUGAGUAAUGAAUCAUUCAUUUAUCUUUUUCAAUCUCUGUUUCAUUUUGACUUUUGUUCAGGUUGUGAAAAUGGAGUCUUUGUCUGCAUCAAACACACAAUUCUCUCUCAAUGUGUUUAAGAAGAUCAGUGAGAUAAACACUAGUGGAAAUGUCUUCUACUCUCCUCUCAGCAUCUCCUCGGCUCUGGCCAUGGUGUCACUUGGUGCUGAAGGAAACACAAAAGAUCAGAUCUUACAGGUUCUGUGCCUUAACAAACUUCUGAAACCUGAGGCUGCAACUCCAGCACCUGAACCAGCGGUCCUGCCACAGACCCAGAAACCCAAAACAUCUGGCUGUUGUGAAGUUAAACAUGAACCGCUAGUGAUGCCCGAAGAUCAGAAACCCCAGAAAUCUCCUGCUCACUCAACACCUGGGUACAAAACUGAAGACCAAAUUCAUUCCAGCUACAACAAACUCAUGAGUGAGUUGAACAAAUCAGGAGUCCCAUAUAUGUUGAGUCUUGCCAAUCGUCUGUAUGGAGAGAAAUCCUAUCAGUUUAUUGAUAAAUUUAUUAGUGACUCACAAAAAUACUACCAGGCUGGACUGGAGUCUGUGGACUUCAUAAAAAACUCAGAAGCUGCACGCGUCAACAUCAACAACUGGGUGGAGGAAAACACACAAGGGAAGAUCAAAGACUUGCUGAAACAUGGGGUCCUCAAUAAUUUGACACGUUUGGUUUUGGUGAACGCCAUCUACUUCAAAGGAAACUGGGAGAAAAAAUUCAAAAAGGAAGCCACAGUUGAUCAACGAUUUAAAUUGAACAAGAAUAAAACUAAAAAAGUAAAGAUGAUGAAACAGAAGUCAGAGUUUCCUAUGACCUUCGUCCCAGAGGUGAACAGUCAGAUCCUGGAGCUGCCGUAUGUCGGGAAGAGUCUGAGUAUGUUGAUCAUCCUUCCAGAUGAGAUUGAAGACGACACCACUGGACUUCAGAAGCUGGAGAAAACACUGACCUAUGAGAAGCUCAUGGAGUGGACCAAACCUGACAAGAUGUGUCUACUAGAAGUUGAGAUAUCUUUUCCUAAAUUCAAGCUGGAAGAAACGUAUGACAUGAAGAAUCUACUGGUGAAACUGGGAAUGGUGGAUGCUUUUGACAUAGGGAAGGCUAAUUUUUCAGCUAUGUCCCCCAAAAAUGAUCUGGUGGUGUCUGAGGUGAUUCAUAAAUCUUUUGUUGAAGUCAAUGAAGAAGGAACAGAAGCAGCAGCGGCUACUGGUGUUGUUGUAAUGACCAAAUUAUGUUCACGGUUUGCAAAGAUCUUUAAUGCUGAUCAUCCCUUCCUGUUCUUUAUCCGACACAAUCCCACCAACACCAUUCUGUUUUAUGGACGCUUCUGCUCUCCAUGAGCUCAUUUGAAUGAUUGUACAAUGAAAAGUUUAC